AAAAUACUUUCACAUUAUUUUUAAAUUAUUUUGCGAUAAGCAAAAGAUUCAAUCAAAAACUAAAUAAUCAAAGAUAUAUUUUGUUAACAAAAGUUUAUAAAAGAAUACUGCAAGUUCUUAAAAAUGAGUCAAGCAUAAAAACUUAUACUAGUUUUUUUAUUUGUUGGAGUUGCUCUAGGUAAUAUCUCAAACGAAGCACCUUAUUCCACUAAAAUUGGUAAUCAAACUAUUGAGUAAACUACUUAUUACUUUACUUAGAAGGUUGAUCAUUUUGAUCCUUCCAGCACUGAUACUUACAAUUAAAGAUUCACUGUUUAUAGUGAAGCAUUUAAUCCUGCUAACGGAACUGUUUUUAUCUUUAUUGGUGGUGAAGGACCUUAAUAAGGUUUAACUACUGGCUCUGGAUGGUAUAUGCUUGUUGCAUAAUAAUUUAGUGCUAUGGUAAUUUGUGUUGAACAUCGUUUUUAUGGUGUUUCAUAGCCUUUUGGAUAAGGAUAAGAUGCUUGGACUGUUGAUCAUUUAAAAUUCUUGACAGUAGACUAAAGUCUUGCUGAUCUUGCUUACUUCAUCAGCUAUAUCAAGGCUAAUAACUUUUUAAGAAUUAAUGACAGAAAUCCCUUCAUAACUGUUGGUGGUUCUUAUCCUGGUGCUAUGAGUGCUUGGUUUAGAUAUAAAUAUCCUCAUUUAACAAUUGGUGCCCAUGCUUCAAGUGCUGUUGUUAACGCUAUCAUGGAUUUCUAGCAAUAUGAUUAUUAGAUCUAUACCAGUACUUCUCUCAGUGGUCCUGAAUGUCCCAUAAAAAUUUAAAAGUUUAACGAAAUCGUUGAAGAAAUUCUUACCCAAAAUGGUGAAGCUGCUUAAAAUUUGAAAACCCUCUUCAAAGCUCAAAAUCUAUAAAAUGAUGACUUUUUAUCAUACUUUGGUGAUCUCUGGGCAGGUAUGGUCCAAUAUGGUAAGCGUACAGUUCUUUGCGAUCUUUUUGCUCCUGAUACUUUUGGUGAAUAACUUAAAUUAGUUGUUGACUACGCUAUUACUUAAGGAAACUAACCUGUAGAUGGAUACGAUACCUAAUCUCUAACAAACACUACUUAUGUUGCAAAUGAGUCUGGUCGUUAAUGGACUUGGUAAGUUUGCACUUACUUUGGAUGGUUCUAAUCUGCUAACUAAGUAUAACCCAUGAGAAGUAGAACAGUCAACCUUCAAUUUUACUAAAAUCAAUGUAAUGUAGCCUUCUAAAAUUUCUAAAAUUUCCCUAAGUCUGAUUUGGUCAAUACAUUUUACGGUGGAGCUAAUCUUUAGGCCUUUAACAUAGUUUUCACUAAUGGUGUUGAAGAUGAAUGGUAAUGGGCUAGUAUCCGUUAUCCAUAAGGUAAUAUGGAUGCCAUUAUUAGCAAUUGCACUGAUUGUGGUCAUUGUGUUGAAUUCAGAUAUCCCAAACCUGAAGAUAGCCCAUAAUUACAAUAGACCAGAGCUUCCUUAAUUUAACACUACACUAAGUGGAUUACCGAAUUCCGUAAUAAUCAAAAUGAUAACGAUAAUUCUAACUUUAUUGAAAAAAUGCUCAAGGUUAUUAGAAAAUGA
Molecule: messenger RNA, 1581 nt
Organism: Tetrahymena thermophila SB210
Lineage: Eukaryota; Ciliophora; Oligohymenophorea; Hymenostomatida; Tetrahymenidae
Product: serine carboxypeptidase S28 family protein
Exons: 1
Biological process (GO): proteolysis
Molecular function (GO): dipeptidyl-peptidase activity; serine-type exopeptidase activity
Source: RefSeq, a predicted model, not a curated record